AUGUCUUCUGAGUCAGAAAAGGGUAAAGAGAGACUGAUUCAAGCUGCUAAAAUACUCUUCUUCCACAUACGAGAUCUGGUUUCCUUCAUAAAUAAGUUCAUUGAAUUGUUUAACCUCACGAUGAAGACUCAGAUCCUCCAGAUGGAUCUGAAAGAAGAUAGCUACAUUAAAGAUUUCUUUGAACAAAUGAUUAAAAUUUUUAAAGAGAUGCAAUUGAUGUUUGAGGCAAAGCACAAACAAAUGCAAAAGGAGCCUUUAUGUUCCAAGGUGGCGACUGCUGUGACUUCUGCAGUGGAGAAAUGUGCCAAUGUGGGUCCACAACACACAGCUAAAGAAAUGCUAAAAAGUAUCCAGACACCAGCUCUUGCCUCUGUGCUGAACAGUAGUCACAUCCUUGGGAAUCUGGAAUCUGCUCUUUCGCUCCUGAUACAGUUCCCCAUCAUGAGUCUUCGAUUAUGUGACUUCUAUAAAGAACAGCCAGGUACUACCACAUCCGAGAAGAGUCCAGCCACUUCAGAGGAUGCCUUGAAGAAGCUGCAAGAUGCCCUAAGAACUGAUAAUGCCCACGAGUCGGUAGAAGCAGCCGCAGAUGAACUGGAACAGUUUGUGAAGACUAUGGAGCCAACCUUACAGGUCCUCCAGAAAACCAUCAAGACCAUAGAAGGGGAUCUCUCCACAUCUAGGGAAGCCAAGGCCAAGUAG
Molecule: messenger RNA, 702 nt
Organism: Onychomys torridus (southern grasshopper mouse)
Lineage: Eukaryota; Metazoa; Chordata; Mammalia; Rodentia; Cricetidae
Gene: C3H12orf60
Product: chromosome 3 C12orf60 homolog
Exons: 1
Coding region: 1-702 (233 amino acids)
Source: RefSeq, a predicted model, not a curated record